Molecule: messenger RNA, 2664 nt
Organism: Cavenderia fasciculata
Lineage: Eukaryota; Evosea; Eumycetozoa; Acytosteliales; Cavenderiaceae
Gene: mybL
Product: putative myb transcription factor
Exons: 3
Coding region: 1-2664 (887 amino acids)
Source: RefSeq, a predicted model, not a curated record
AUGGAUAGCGCAGAUGAAGAUGAUUACUAUGAUGACGAAGAUGACGACGAUGAUUACGUAACAAGUCUAAAUUCACAGCAAUACAAUAAUAACAGUAAUAAUCAACAAAAUCAACAAGGAGGAGAUACUUAUAACUAUUACGACGAUCAGACAGACUUGGUAAUAGAUGAAGAUGAAGAAGAUCUAAAGAAUCUUCAAAAAGUAUUAGAAGAUGAAGAUAGCAAUGAUGAUGAUGAUAGUGACAAUGUUGUAGUAGAAAAGAGUAAAAGUAAUAAUAAUCAAGACUUUAAGAUUACUAUAAAAAAGAAACCAACUACUACUACUACUACUACUACAACAUCAACAACAUCAACAACCUCUACAACUAACAAUAAUAAUAAUAUAGAUAAAUCAAUAGUUUUACAUAGUAAUAAUAAUAAUAAUGGAGUACUAAAUAAUAUACCAUCUCUCGGGAUUAGUUUUCUAGAGAAUAUGGAAGUAUUGGAAACAAGUGGUAUGGAUAAAGAAGAAGCAUUGAAAACUUUACAAUUAAAUCAAGAGUAUCAAAAACAAUUAAGAUUAUAUCUUCGUAAUAUUGAUGCUUCAAUCAUUUUAAAUCAACAAUUAUUGUCAAAAGCAAGAGCAAGUUUAUCAAUAUCAGUUAAUCCAAAAACAGAAAAUGUUGGAAAUUCUAAAAGAGCUGGUGUUGCACCUUAUUUCCAAGAUUCAGAAGGUGCAGUACCAAAUGAUAAUCCAGAUACUCAAUUUAUUAAAGCAACUUAUAAUAAUAUGCCAACUUAUUUUAAAUCUAAAAGAUGGACAAAAAAUGAAUUAUCAACAUUAUCAAAAGGAGUUAGAGAAAAGAAUAUGCAAAUAUUAUUAUUUAGAUUAUCACAAAGAACACAUUCAAAGGAUGAAUAUGAUAGGGAAAAGAAAAAGAUUGAGAAUUUGACGCUGUCUGAUUUGGAAGAGAAUUUGGAUGGAUUGGAAUGGGAAUCGAUUGUACAUGAAUAUUUACCUGGACGUACUCCAAUGGAAUGUGAAUUGAGAUGGCGUAAUGCUGAACAUCCUCUUAUCAACAAACAACCAUUUACAAAGGAAGAGGAUAAAAAGUUGCUUGAACUUUCGAAAAAGUAUGGUAGUCAUUCAUGGUCUGAUGUGGCACAGGAACUUGGUAGUAAUCGUCCUGCUCUUCAUUGUUGUCAGCGUCAUCAAAGAUCCCUCAAUACUAAAUUUAUGAAGCGUGAAUGGACAAAGGAAGAGGAUGAGAUUUUACUUCGAGAGUACACAAAGUAUCGAACGUUUGGUGACAAGAGUUGGCAGCAGAUUGCAGAGGCUUUAGAGGGUAGAACCGGACAGCAGUGUCUACAUCGUUGGCAAAAGACGUUGGAUCCGGCCAUUCGAAAGGGUAGAUGGACAGCCGAGGAAGAUGAGUUGCUCACCAAGGCAGUCGAGUCGUAUGGCAAGGGCAACUGGAUCCUCAUCAAGAACCAUGUUCCUGGACGUACCGAUAUGCAGUGUCGUGAGCGGUGGUGCAACGUGGUCGAUCCGGCACUCAUCAAGGAUCCGUGGACCGAAGAAGAGGACAAGAUUCUCAAAGACCUGACUGCCAAGUAUGGUGUUGGCAAAUGGGCCAUUAUUGCCAAGGAACUCGGUCGACGAACGGACAAUCAAUGUUGGAGACGUUGGAAACAGAUAAACAGCAAAACACCAUUCCUCAAAGAGUACAGAGAGGUAUUGAGCAAGAAAAAGGAAAUCAUCGUCAGUAACUUUGUUGGACGUGAAAAGGAAAGACCAGCCUUUGAUAUUAGCGAUUUCAUCUCUGAAGAAAAACUAAAAGAAAUGUCUAGUUCGGAAGCUCUCCAACAACUAUCUCGUCAACAAACUCCAAAAUCAAAAGGUUUGAUUCCAAGUAAAGCUUCGAAAAAAAGAAAGAGUAAAAGAAAACAAGAUAGUGAUGAUCAAGAAGAUAAUGGUUCAACUUUGGAAGAGCAACAACAAGAGGAAGAAGAUGAAGAAGAAGAAAUGACAGAAGAACAAGUUAGGGGAUUACCAACUAUUCAACCUCCUACUAUGGAAACUCUAAUUGAAAGAUUAAUGGAUCAAUCAAAACAAUUGGAACAACAAUUAUCUCAAAAAAAUCAAAAUAAUAAUAGUAGAAUGGAUACUAGUGAUGAUCAAGUAAUUGAAGAGAUGAUAGAUAAUAAUAAUAAUAAUAAUAAUUCUACACCACCAACAAAUACCCUUCUACCUUUUACUCCUACUCUUACACAUACUACUAUUCCUUCACCUCCAUCAUCUACACCAAAGAAACCACCUAGAUCAUCUGUUGCAAGACCAAGAAAAUCACAAAAAACAACACAUGUCAACAAUACAACGACCGCCACCACCGAGUGUGAAAAUGAUCAAACUUCCACAACUAGUACUACUUCUACUACCUCUACUACUUCUACUACCACUACUCCUAGAACACCAAAAGCAAGAACACCAAAACCUCCCAAGGCUCCAAAGCCCCCAAAACCACCAAAAGAAGCCAAACCAAAGGCAUCUAGAUCAAGAAAAUCAACAUCCUCUACUGAAAUCCCACAAUUACCAAAUUUGGUACAAGUCUUGCCAAUUGCAACAAGAGAACAAUUGGAUGAGAAUAUUAAUAUUAAUAAUUAUAUACAACAAAAUGAACAAUAA